CCCUCCGCGGGGGUGGUGCUGCCGGCGGCGCGGCGGGCCGGGAGCGGAGGAUGCUGCUGCCGCUGCUGCUGCUGCUGGCGCUGGCGGAGGGUCGGCGGGCGGCGGUGCUGUGGCUGGGGCUGCGGGGCAGCCCCCGCGGGGAGGUGAGCCCGGCUUUCCUCUCCCUCACCCUGGACGCCAGCCUGGCCCGGGACCCGCGCUAUGUCGCCUUGCUCAGCAAUCCCAAACUGCGUGCCCUGGCAACGGCCCUGUCCCCAGGCUUCCUGAGGUUUGGUGGCACAGAGACAGAUUUUCUCAUCUUUGAUCCCAACAAGGAUUCAACUUCGGAAGAAAAAAUCCUCUGGGAACUUCAGGCCCAGCAAGAGGCUUGUGGCCUGAAGCCUGCGUUUGCUGCUGUUGAGAAGCUACUGCUGGCCCAGUGGCCCAUCCAGGAGAAGUUGAUUCUUGCAGAGCAUAACCGAAAAAAGCACAAAAACACCACCAUUACAAGAAAUACGCUGGAUAUUCUCUACAGCUUUGCAAACUGCUCAGGGUUUCACCUGAUCUUUGGGCUCAAUGCCUUGCUGCGGAAAGAUGGCUUGCAGUGGGACAGCUCGAACGCCCGGGCACUGCUGGACUACUGUGCUUCACAGAGGUACAACAUCUCCUGGGAGCUCGGGAACGAGCCCAAUAGCUUCAGGAAGAAAUCUGGCAUCUACAUCAAUGGAUUCCAGUUGGGGCAAGAUUUUAUUCACUUACGCCAACUUCUGAGUAACUAUACCCUCUACCGGCAUGCAAAGCUCUACGGUCCCGACACCGGGCAGCCCCGAAAGCACACGCAGAGACUGCUGAGAAGCUUCCUGAAAUCGGGAGGGAAGGUGAUCGACUCUGUCACGUGGCACCAUUACUAUGUGAAUGGACGAAGUGCAACGAGGGAGGAUUUCUUGAGCCCUGAAGUGCUGGAUACCUUUGCCACAGCUGUACACCAAGUCCUGGAGAUUGUUGGUGGGACCGUGCCCGACAAGAAGGUCUGGCUAGGAGAGACAAGCUCUGCCUAUGGAGGGGGAGCUCCCAGGCUGUCCAACACUUACGUUGCUGGCUUUAUGUGGUUGGACAAACUCGGGCUUUCGGCCAGGCAGGGGAUUGAUGUGGUGAUGAGACAGGUUUUCUUCGGGGCAGGGACCUAUCACCUGGUAGAUGCCAACUUUGAGCCUUUGCCGGACUACUGGCUCUCGCUGCUCUACAAGAAACUGGUGGGUACCAAGGUGCUGCAGGUCAGCCUGGCAGGAGCCGACAAGAGGAAGCUCCGUGUCUACCUCCACUGCACGAACGCUCUCCACCCAAAGUACAGAGAAGGGGAUGUGACACUGUUUGCCUUAAACCUCUACAACAUCACCCAGCAUUUGCAGCUACCCAAUUACUUAUUGAGCAAGCACGUGGAUCAGUACCUCUUACUGCCUCAUGGCAAAGAGAAUAUACUUUCCAGGUCUAUUGAGCUGAACGGCCGCGUGCUACGGAUGGUGGAUGACAAAACGCUGCCAGAGCUGAUCGAAAAACCCCUUGGUCCCGGCAGCGUACUUGGCCUUCCAGCCUUCACUUACGGCUUUUAUGUUAUCAAAAAUGCCAAAGCUAUUGCUUGCAUUUAAAUGGUUAAUACACACGCAGGAUAAAUGUAAAGCACUUGGCUAGUAGGGAAGUUUAAUCCUAGAAAUUCACAUUUCUACCAUGAGAUUUAAUUCUAGCAAGGGAUGCAAAUGUAACGGCACUGCUACAAUCUCUGGGCUGGGAAACCAUGAGGUCCCACUGGAUAAUUUCUUCAUGAAAGAUGCUCGUUAAGCUCCUGGGAGAAUUAUCCAGGUAGACCAAGCCCAGGCAGGGGCUGAUUUUGCUCUGGGUGCAGCCAGGGUUGCUGCACUCAAGCACAGGGCCUUUCUCCACGCCAUGUGCGGAGCUCCAUCAGCUUCUCAUGCUGCACUUGGGGCUUUGCCAGGAACUGCAGCAUCCCCUCUCCCUCUCGUUUCUGCAAGCACAGCUCUUAAAGCAGUUCCUUCAAAAGCUUGCCUUCAGAAAGGAUGAGCAGGGUUUUUAUUUUAGCUGUACAGCUGUGAUUUUGCCUGCAACCAUGUGGGAAAGCCCAAGGAAGGGUGGUUGCUGAGGUCAUCUCAGGGUCUAAAGCAGGGACAGGCAAAGCAAACCAACAUUGGGGUGCCUGCAGGGGAAAACACCUUGCCAGGAAACCAGGUCCUCCAUGGGAUCUGGGGCAGCACCGCACGUUUUUCCCAGACUAGUUCAGUCACAAGAUGGAGCUGUAGCCACAUGCUUUCCAACCGUGAGUUUUUGACACACAAAAUGAGGCUGUUCCUGCAGGGUGGUCUACCUCUGCCCUCGCACACUUCAUCCCCGGGAAGAAAGGAGAGGAGCCCACCAACGCCCAGGCAAACCCUCCGCAGUCAGUGGGUGCAUGGCAAGGGCUCACGACUCCUUAACCUUCACCACCCUGCAGGUGGUUCAGCUGGAAAGGUCUUCCCUGAACCCAUCUACAGGUGAAGCCCUGCUUUACGCUCCUUAACUCGCUCAGGUCUCUUCUGUCCUCGAGGAAACUGGAGAGUAGAGACUGAGCAAACCACCCACACCUCUACCAUGAGAGGGACUUCAGUGGCCUUAACAGUAUCCUGGGGACAAACUGGCCCGGCCAGGUUGACAUCCCUCCUGCUGGGGAAACAGCCAUUUUGGCCAGAAAUCCGUGAUGGCGGUGGCUUUUCUCCCCAGCCGUGCCUUCCCCAUGUGCACCCUGCUGUGGUUUGGUUCGCUUCGGUGUGCUGCCCGCCACGUUCCUCUGGCACGCAGGCUGCCGGUCUGCAAGGUAGCAAAGCGCCUCAGAGAAUACCUGUGGUCUCCUGCGUGUGUUGAUUUGCAUCUACUUUUCCUGAAGAUAUAUAUAACCCGUGAUACUGUGAACACCUCGUGAUAUUUUGAGCACAGCAGGGGAAACCACCACCACCGCACCACUGUAUUUCCCUUUUUAAGUUUUAAAAGGAUGCUACCAGCUACAUGGGGUUUCAACACGGUGCCUUUUUUAAUGAGAUUUUAAAAACAGAUUUAUUUUUGAAGCUGUGAUGAAAUAUUGCACAAUAGAAAGGUUGUAUUUAAGUUCCAGUGUGUCAAAGGAAUGUUUGUAUCCACAGCACAGAUGUAUUCUGUGAAGGGUCAUAUAUCAGAGGGUAAUAUAGAUCAGAAAUGAGAAUAAGGAAGGCUAAGUUUGUUUACAUUGUCCAAGUUCAAUAAAAGAAGUAAAGAGAGCAUAAAAUGGAGUGGAAAGUCUUACAUACAGUCAACAUAAAGUUGCUAAUAUAUUAUUAUUAUAAUGUAAGUAACAACUAAGACAUCAAAGUUACUGUGUGCCUGGUAGCUUCCUUUUAGAACUUUUCUAACAGUUUUAUUUAUUCCAACGCUUGUGACUUUUAUAUUUGAAGAUUUUAAUUAAAGUGAUUUAUACCAGC
Molecule: messenger RNA, 3479 nt
Organism: Grus americana (Whooping crane)
Lineage: Eukaryota; Metazoa; Chordata; Aves; Gruiformes; Gruidae
Gene: HPSE
Product: heparanase
Exons: 12
Coding region: 51-1625 (524 amino acids)
Cellular component (GO): extracellular matrix; membrane
Molecular function (GO): hydrolase activity, acting on glycosyl bonds
Source: RefSeq, a predicted model, not a curated record